AUGAGCGAUUUAUUACCUGCACUUGAUAUUGAGACUGCAGCAGUUGAUCGUCAUCAUAAUGAUGUAGAAUCAAUCGCACCUGCAAAUGCAUCAACUUUACAGCCAUCAAGAAGCCUCGAUACCAUCCGUACACAAAUUACUCCCAACAAAACUAUAUUGAGAAGUGACACGUUUUUGAAAGAUGAAAACGCUAAUUCAGCCAUCGAUAGCAAAACAUUACUCUCUAAAUUGUUUUCUAAAACAUUUGAGUGUAUUGGGGAUAACGAGCCAACGGAAUAUCAUUCGAUAAUUUUAUUACCAAUCAAAGAAAAUUCUAUUACACAGCCUUUGUGCUACAGAAUUGUGGAAAAUCAUGUUUCAACCUCAAAAUCAUUCACCUUCAAAUCCAGUAGAGGUUUUUGUGGUUAUGUGUUGAGUUUUCCAGUUUCUCACGAAGAUCAUUACACUGCAAAGAGUUUUAUUUCACAGCUUAUUGAAAAAAAGAGAAGAAAAAAGUUGAAACAAGAGAUUGAUUCCAUCUUUCAAAAGUAUUAUAAUGAUCACAAACUUAUGGAGGAAGAACAACCUGCUGUGAAUUUGGUGGAUGUAUCCGAUUGUACAGCUUUUCAGGAUCGAUAUGCUCUCUCUUCCAGCGCUCUCCUGUGCUCUAUUGCAAAGUGUUUUGAGUUGUAUGCUGAUAGAUUUGUUCUGACCUAUGCAGAAGAAAUUGGAAGGGUGGAGCAGGUGGAAGAUGAAACCUUCUUAAACCCUCAACAACAAUUCAUGGAGGAAGGAGACAAGAUAGCAACAAAAGCAAAGAUGCAACGAUUGAAAACAAUAGAUUCAGGAAAUGAAAAACUACGAAAAGUGCACAUUCACUCUGAAGUCCAUAUAGAGAUGACUUCAACUUACCAACAUUGCAAAAGUAAUAUGGAUUCCUCAAAAUCGGGCGACAACUCUUACGCAACAAACACCCAUUCUUCUCCACAUACAAACACAAAAAAUUUAACUCCAUCUCAACUACUAUUCAUCAUUAACGGCUAUUAUUCAAUAUUCUCAUCAAAAUUCAAAGUUAGCACUCCAGAUGGAACACUUAUUGGAACAAUCUCUUCGAGCUUUUCUUUUCAUAUCCAUCGAUUAACAAUUCUUGUGAAAAAUAAGAUACUGAAAACAAAAUACAUCAUCUCAAAUAAGCAUACAGAAGUAUCAAGAGCAUUCCAAAUUGUUAAGAAAGGAAGAAGGUUUAAUAAGGGUCGUCGAAAAUAUAAAGACACGUGUGGUUCCAUCAUUAAACAAUCGAGCGGAUUUAUGAAUGAGUUGGUGGCACCUUUGGACAAUGUCGUGAUUGACUUUCCAGAAAAUUGUGAUCCUUAUGAUCAGGUGUUGUUAUUUUCAGCUGCCUUACUCGUUGAAUGCAAAAUGUGA
This is a messenger RNA of Naegleria fowleri, 1404 nucleotides long. RefSeq lists its product as uncharacterized. NCBI's taxonomy places the organism in Eukaryota, Heterolobosea, Eutetramitea, Acrasida, Naegleriidae. The transcript has 2 exons. The record is from RefSeq and is a predicted model, not a curated record. The coding region runs from base 1 to 1404 and encodes 467 amino acids.